ACAAAUGGGGUGCACAAAUACAGAUCCAGUGGUUUAUCACAUAAUUGUGCAGGGCAUGAACAAAAAUGAUAACGCGAUAGAAAUCCAUUAUUAUUUGUUGAGUUUGUGUGUUGGUGAUACCUUUGCAGUUGCCAUCGUUUGUUUUGGCACUUCUCUGUGGUGAAAUUCUGUGUUUUGAAUAAACAACUAUAGGCUAGAUAUAAGAAGAUGGCUUGAUAAUAGUUAUUCUACGGUACUUCUGUGUGUGUUUGUCGUAGAAAGAUGUACCGGUAUACCUGUUUUCUAGUUCUAGUAAAAUCACACCAGAAAAUCGUUCAAUGAAAUUCCUGCUGGUAGGAAAAUGAUGCAAUCUUUACCGUUAAAUAGCAAAUUUCUGCUCUAUCAUUCUGUUUGUGUUCAGUUGACCGUAUAUCUGGGCUUUUGUUUGACUGGUGAUAACAACUUCCCUACUUGAACAGAUUUCUACCAAUGCAGAUGUACACAGAGUUUUUUUAUUCUGAUUAAACAGCCACCUCACUUCUAUUAAACUGAUAGGCCUGUGAUAGUAAAUAGUAAAUAGUAAUAGUAAAUAUAGCAUUGUAGUAGUCAUAAAAUAGCAAUCGAUUUUUUUUUUGUAGUUAUAAGUUUCUUAUAAUUUGGAUAAUUUGGCACAAUAAUUUGGAUAUCUGACGUUUUCUUAUUGUUAUUUUUUUUACACAAUAUGUACAUCGAUAAACAUAAACUUGUGUUCUACACUGUAACUGAGCUAGUUGACAGCAUAUAUUGUUUGUAUUUUUUGUGUAUUCAGACAAGUGGUUUCCCAUUACCGCCUUCUAUUUUAGUUUUACGGCAUAAAUACGGUGGCCUUUAUCGGUUGCAGUUAGCCUCUUGUCCGUCUAAUCAAAGUGCAUCGGUGUAUCAUUACGUGACAGUUACACUAUCAACUGUGUUGUAAUCUAACUACAGAACAACGAUGGGAUCGCCACUUCGAUGGGGAAUUGCUAGCGCCGGCAAGAUCUCGCACGAUUUCGUGAAUGCUGUCGGAACGUUGCCAGCGGCGGACCAUCAGGUAGUAGCUGUAGCUGCCCGAAAGCUGCUGGAUGCUGAAAAAUUUGCCACUCUCCAUGGUAUUGAACGGGCAUACGAAGGCUAUCAGGCGUUGGCGAAAGAUCCAAACGUAGAUGUCGUUUACAUUGGGGCAGUUAAUAACGCACACUACGAGCUCGGAGUGCUGAUGUUACAGCACGGCAAGCAUGUGCUGUGCGAAAAACCGCUCUGUCUGAACGAAGGCCAAUCAAAGCGGCUCGUCAAGAUGGCAAGUGAACGGAAUCUCUUCCUCAUGGAAGCUAUCUGGUCCCGAUUUUUCCCGUUUUAUCGUCAACUCCGCGAGCGCAUUGACCGUGGGGAGCUGGGAGAGAUUCGCGAGGUGGAGGUAGAGUUUGGGUUCGUACUGUCCGAUGUCGAUCGCUUGCGGCUCAAGAGUCUCGGCGGAGGCACCGUACUGGAUCUGGGAGUAUACACGAUACAGAUGUGUCUGUGGGGGUUCGGUGGAAAAGCACCGGAAAAAGUGGUGUCGUCUGGUGUGACCAAUGACGAGGGCGUUGAUUUGGAGGUAACGGCUGAGCUGCAUUUUCCCGGCGGAGGUAUUGGGCGUAUGAAAACGAGCGCUCUGCGGCAGCUAAAAAAUACCGCCGUAGUUCGUGGCAGUAAAGGCAGUGUAACGCUACACGACUUCUGGUGUCCACAGUUAUUCACCGAUGUUGACGGCAAGGAACUAGUAGACACGCUUCCCAACGCUCGGCAUCCGUUCAAUUUUACUAACAGUUGUGGUUUACGGUACGAGGCAGAGGAAGUGCGCCAGUGCAUUGUAGCUGGCCGAUUGCAAUCGGCGUCUGUAUCACAUGUGGACAGUUUGCUAAUUGCCCGCAUCCAGGACCAAAUUCGAAAGCAGGUUGGCGUAGUUUUCGCGGAAGAUGAGCAGUUUGCUGUUUAAAAUUCGUUAUCAUCUUCCGUAAACACAUUUAAGCUGCUGCUUCAUUUCAGGGGGGUUUCAGUUGAGGUGUAUUAUUACUUUCAUAUAAUGGUGAAAAGUCGUUUGGAGAUUAUCAGAUUAAAUCAAACUUAUGACAAUCAUACUGGAUAUAAUUAACAAGUUACUGAUAGUCUGUUCAACAUUCUAUCAGAAAAAAAGAAAAGGAAAAAUUUGAUAAAAAAGGAAGGAUUAUUAUUUUACUAAAUACAAGUUUGCUUGGUAAUAACCAUUAAAUAAAUAUUCAACUAAAACAUAAA
Messenger RNA from Anopheles gambiae (African malaria mosquito), 2268 nucleotides. Its product is annotated as trans-1,2-dihydrobenzene-1,2-diol dehydrogenase. The record is from RefSeq and is a predicted model, not a curated record. Lineage: Eukaryota; Metazoa; Arthropoda; Insecta; Diptera; Culicidae. Bases 953 to 1972 code for a protein of 339 amino acids. Gene Ontology annotation, molecular function: nucleotide binding. The transcript is spliced from 4 exons.